Messenger RNA from Eruca vesicaria subsp. sativa (arugula), 909 nucleotides. NCBI's taxonomy places the organism in Eukaryota, Viridiplantae, Streptophyta, Magnoliopsida, Brassicales, Brassicaceae. The record is from the annotation of a GenBank genome assembly.
CUCAAACGCCUAUUGCAAUGAAUUUCAUCAUUAUUUUACAUCCAAAAUGACGUCUCUCUUCACAUCUCAAGCUUCACUCUAUAAAUAAGAUUAUGAUUCCUCUCUUCUCACCAACUCUGCAUACACGGCCAUGAACAAAUUUGAAGUUGAUUUUUAAGUUCAUCAAUUCCUGUGACGGAACACGACAAUAUGAGGCCUCGCUCCCUCUGACUUUCUUUAUAACUUUUCAUUCUCUUCGGUCCCAGAGAAGCAACAAUUUCAGUAUCGAUAUUAAUUUACGAAGUCGGGCUGAAAGAUUCAGGUCAAUCCGCAGCGGAGCACAAUCUCGACCACGAAGAAGUCAUAAACGUCAUCAAGAGCUUACAAGGUUUUCUCUACAUCGAAGCUAAGUUCAGGAGCUCAAACGGGAGACAUUGGUUUUUCCUGAUGAUGGGAAGAAAUAUGCGGCGGAAGGAUCGCCGGAGAUUCACUUUUUUCUCGGCUAUUUAUGAGGAAGGUAGCAUAUCCAAGGAUGAUCUCGAGAAAAAGCUAGAUCCUUCUAUUUUCAAAACUGGAAGCACGCAAGCUGUUAAAAAGAGGUGGGUUACAAUGGGAAAGCAAGUACCUAGGAAGGAACUUGACCAAGAAAGUGUCAACUUUCUCAAAACCAGGAAACUUAUAGUAACACCGGGAUGGACGGGAUAUGCUGAUGUUGAGAAAGGUCCUAAUUAUGCUUCCAAAAGUAAGAUUUUCGCUACUGACUUGACUCGAGAAAAUAAAGAGAAAAAUGGGUACUCACAUGUAGCUGGAAAGAGUUGGAAUUCAAGGAGUAUAACUUCAAUGCUAAGGGACAACAUCUUGAUGCUGGCCAUCUCCAUCCCCUUCUUAAGAUGCUCAGGAGUUGUUGAAAUCAUUUACUUCAAGCGCAAU